AUGGCUCUGCUGAAGGUGCACGGGCCCAUCCGGAUGCGCAGCAUGCAGACCGGGAUUACCAAGUGGAGAGAAGGGAGCUUUGAAAUCGUGGAGAAGGACAGCAAAGUCAGCCUCGUGGUUCGCUACAACGCGGGAGGAAUUCCAAAGACUUUUCAGCUAAGCCAUAACAUUAAAACUGUGACCUUACGACCAAAUGGUAAGAAGGUGUGCUGCCUGAUGCUGACCCUGAAGGAUACCAGCUUCCUGACGAUUGACAAGGUACCGCUGAAAGACGCAAAUGAAAUGCGGAUGUAUCUGGAUGCCAUCCGGCAGGACAGGGUUCAUACUGCUGGGAAACCUUCUCAGGGAUCUGGCAGCUUUGGAGGUGUGCUGGGCAGCAGGACCACACCGAAGGAAGCUAAUAGGCAAUUCUCUUAUAUUGAGAACCAGAAUACUCCCAAAAGAGCUACUACCAUGGAAAGUAAGGAGGAAACUCCGUUUCGCAAGGUGCUGCGAACCACAGCAAGGGCAUCUGUUAAGAAUUCCCCUGGCACUGGGACAGCAAGCAACAGGGUGAACAUUUCAGCAUCUCCUGCCUCAUCAGUGCCUCACAGAACAGGCUUGUUGGAGAAUCGUGAAAAGAGGAAAAGAACACCUGGUUCAGAAAUGAGUGAAGAUUAUCCCAAAGAGAAUGAUUCUUCAACGAAUAAUAAAGCCUUGAGUGAUCCAGCAUGGAAAUACCUAAAUAGUAGCAGAGAGAAACAGUUGAAUUUGAAGCAGGCAGAGGAAAAUAGAACAUCAGGUAUUUUACCACUGCAGUCAUCAUCCUUCUAUGGCAGCAGGUCCUCAUCAAAAGACUACUCCACUGGCAGUUCCACCCUGGACAGGUCUACUGUAUCGAGUCAGUCCCCUUCAGCCAAAAGAAGCCUGGGAUUUCUUUCUCAGCCUGCUCCUCUUUCUGUUAAAAAAAUGAGAUCUAAUCAAGAUUACACAGGCUGGAACAAACCCCGAGUGCCUCCUUCCACCCAUCCUCAACAACAAUUGCAAGGAUUUUCAAACUUGGGAAACACCUGCUAUAUGAAUGCCAUUCUACAAUCCUUGUUUUCAAUUCAGUCUUUUGCUAAUGAUUUACUCAAGCAGGGUAUCCCAUGGAAAAAAAUUCCGCUCAAUGCACUUAUCAGACGUUUUGCCCAUCUGCUUGCUAAAAAGGAUGUUUGCAGUCCUGAGGUUAAGAAAGAGCUGCUAAAGAAGGUGAAAAGUGCAAUUUCAGCUACUGCAGAGAGAUUUUCUGGGUACAUGCAGAAUGAUGCACAUGAGUUCUUAAGCCAGUGUCUGGAUCAGCUGAAGGAGGACAUGGAAAAGUUAAACAAAACUUGGAAGAGUGAGCCAGUUCCUAAUGAGGAUAACUCACCUGAACGGGCUUCAGAUGACCUCUCAGCCACCAAAGUUUAUACAUGUCCAGUCAUCAGUAACUUGGAGUUUGAGGUUCAGCAUUCUAUCAUUUGCAAAACGUGUGGUGAAACAGUCAUCAAACGAGAACAGUUUAAUGACCUCUCCAUUGACCUUCCUCGAAGAAAGAAAUUCCUUCCUUCUCGGUCAAUCCAGGAUUCCCUUGACCUCUUUUUUAGGGCAGAAGAGAUCGAGUAUUCCUGUGAGAAGUGCGAUGGAAAGUUUGCUGUUGUCACACACAAGUUCAACAGGCUUCCCAGGGUCCUGAUUCUCCAUCUGAAACGAUACAGCUUCAAUGUAGCAUUGUCUCUCAAUCAUAAAGUCGGGCAGCAGGUGGUUAUUCCAAGAUACUUAACCCUCCUUUCACACUGUAUGGAGAGCACUAGGCUGCCGCUGACAUUGGGCUGGAGCGUCCAUUCCACAGUAUCCCGUCCACUGAAAGCCUCCCAAAUGGUGAAUUCCUGUACUAUAAGCACUUCCAUAACUUGUAGAAAAUGCACUUUCAAGUCAAAGAGCUCUGCAGCACUCGGUGUAGAUUCUGACAGUGAUGAUGAACCCUUGAAACGCUCCAUUGCCCACAGCCAAAGGUUGUGUAACAUAGAGAGUAGAGAUCAGCAACAAAUGCAAGAAGAGCCAGAAAAGGGUUCAAAGAGAAGUAAAAUGGAGGGUGAUAAACCUGAGCUGGCUAAUGCUGGUUUUGAUGGGAUGAGCGAAGUCGAGCUGCUAGCAGCUGUCUUGGAGAUUAGCAAAAAGGAAGCUUCUCUGUCUCUGAGCCAUGAUGAAGAUAAGCCCACAAGCAGCCCAGACACUGGUUUUGGAGAUGACGAAAUUCAGGAAUUGCCAGAAAACCUGGAAUCUAUGGAAAUGGAGAAACCCAAAGCAGCAUUAGACUCAGGUCCUGCCAAUUUCACUGAGAUAACUAAAGAUUUUGAUGAGAAUAAGGAAAACAAAACUCCAGAAGGCUCCCAGGGGGAGGUUGACUGGCUGCAGCAGUACGAUAUGGAGAGAGAAAGGGAAGAACAAGAACUUCAGCAGGCAUUGGCUCAAAGCCUUCAAGAGCAAGAGGCACGAGAACAAAAAGAAGAUGAUGACCUUCAGCGAGCCACGUUAUUAAGUCUACAAGAGUUUAACAGCUCUUUCCUGGACAGCGCUGGUUCUGAUGAAGACUCUGGGAAUGAGGAUGUUCUUGACAUGAAGUAUUCAGAAGCUGAAGCAGAAGAGCUGAAAAGAAACGCUGAGACAGGAGAGCUUCCUCACUCCUAUCGUCUCAUCAGCAUCGUCAGCCAUAUCGGAAGCACGUCAUCUUCAGGUCAUUAUAUCAGUGAUGUCUAUGAUAUCAAGAAUCAGUCCUGGUUCACUUACGAUGACUUGGAAGUGUCUAGAACUCUAGAGGCCACCGUUCAGUGUGACAGAGACCGAAGCGGCUACAUCUUCUUCUACAUGCACAAGGAUAUCUUCGAUGAGUUACUAGAAACAGAAAAAAAUGCACAGCCACUUAGCAUGGAAGUAGGAAGAUCGGUUCGUCAGCCUCUGUGAAGAGUAAAACACCUUGUUCCUCCUGAGGAACAAGGAGGAUUCUGAACUUGUGCCAGACAUGCAGGACUAACAAACAGCUCAGGGCCAAAACAAGAGACAAAAGGUAGAAAU
Molecule: messenger RNA, 3075 nt
Organism: Chaetura pelagica (chimney swift)
Lineage: Eukaryota; Metazoa; Chordata; Aves; Apodiformes; Apodidae
Gene: USP37
Product: ubiquitin specific peptidase 37
Exons: 23
Coding region: 1-2964 (987 amino acids)
Biological process (GO): endosome organization; protein K48-linked deubiquitination; Ras protein signal transduction
Cellular component (GO): extrinsic component of endosome membrane; cytosol; postsynaptic density
Molecular function (GO): cysteine-type deubiquitinase activity
Source: RefSeq, a predicted model, not a curated record